Phaedon cochleariae (mustard beetle) is the source of this 5500-nucleotide messenger RNA. NCBI's taxonomy places the organism in Eukaryota, Metazoa, Arthropoda, Insecta, Coleoptera, Chrysomelidae. The record is from the annotation of a GenBank genome assembly.
GUCCAUUGUAUUUUUAUAUUCUGAUUAUAGUUUUUAUGCUACCCAUUUUCAAAGUGGGAGAAAUACAUUGAGGUAUAUAGAUAUUCAAUAAACAUCUCUUGGACCUCUACAUUAUUCGACAUGUUCGAAUACAAUAAUUACCUGGUUUUUCUGUUAUUCUUUAGUAAGGGUAUUUCGGCUCUGACCUUUGGAACAGAUGUCAAAGAAAAGGUACCUUACCAAGUGGCAAUUUUUUCGCCAGCAAAUAACGCUAUACCCAAUUGUAAUGGUGCCCUUAUUUCUGAAGUUUGGGUGGUGACGUCAAAGAAGUGUAUACGGGAAAUGCCGGUACGCCUCGUACUAGGAGCUACUAAUAUACAAGAGAAAGAAGAUCAUCAAGUUGAAAUAAUCAUAAGAAGCAUGGAACAGAUGUUUUCUCCACAACGACCAGUGGAUGUAACAAUGGUGCGUCUUCUGCAGCCUGUAGGAGUCAACUCUUACAUACGUCCUAUAAAAGUUGGUAAAGCAGGUUCACAUCAUGAAGUUAUCGUGACAAGUUGGGGUGACCAUGGUGGUCAUUUGAAAGAAAGUUUUACUGGCAUCAAGUCAUCGUAUCGCUGUUACGCGAAAGGCACCGUCUUGAACAGAAGAAAACCAAGCAGAUACGAGAUAUGCACCUUUGGAACAGCUUGUAGGGGGGAUCAUGGUGCACCAUUAGUAUUCAGAGAUGACUCUGACAAAAUUAAACUGGUCGGAAUCUUAACUUCAUAUGAACCCAACUGUAGAAGCUUCUCAGAUUUUUACACUAGACUGAUGCCAUUGCAUAAUUGGUUCAGAGAAAUAGAGGUCAUAGCAAGAAAAAAAUUCAGCAAUUCAACGAGCUCCAUAGAGACAACUACCGAUUCACUGAACAAACCUCUCUAUACACAAUCCGGAAUCAAUGCUUCCAAUAUUCCUAUGACCCACACUGGUGUUCUUAUUUCGAACGAUACAGGGAAACCAGCUGGACUAGCAGAACAAACAUCUAUUAGUGAUUCCGUGCACAACAUUCCUACUGGAUACCAUGCAGUGGAACCAAUUGGACUAGCAGGUGAAGCGUCUACUAGUGAAUCCAUGCACAACAGCUCUACUGAAUUCCAUGCAGGGAAACCAACAACUGAACUAGCAGUUGAAGCGUCUACUAGUAAUACCGUGCACAACAUUUAUACUGAACACCUUGCAGGACAACCAAUUGCACUAGCAGGUGAAGAGUCUACUACUGAAUCAAUGCACAGUUUUACUGAUUUCAAUGCAGGGAAACCAACUGGACUACCAGGUGAAGCGUCUAUUAGUGAGUCCGUGCAGUACAUUUCUACUGGAUAUCAUGAAGGGAAACCAAUUGAACUAGCAGUUGAAGAGUCUACUACGGAAUCAAUGCACAUUUCUCCUGAUUUCAAUGCAGGGAAACAAACUGGAAUAGCAGGUGAAGCGUCUACUAGUGAGACCGUGCAGUACAUUCCGACUGGAUAUCAUGAAGAGAUACCAACUGGACUAGCAGGUGAAGUCUAUGCUAGUGAAUCCGCGCACAACCUUUCCACUGAAUACCAUGCUUCUCCUGGAACUGGAAACAACGAAGGAUCAACAACGAUGAUAAUGUCAACUACCAUUCCAACGAAUACAGAAUAUUCAAGUGAAUCUCUGAUUCCUAAUGAAUCUCAUGUAAUGACUUCCAAUACAGACGCUACAACAGUACCAGAAGGUCCAGAUGCUCAUUCAUUAUCCUAUAUGAAUACUGUUGUACCAGUGGUUGUGACUGAAUCACAGCCUACUGAGGCAUACCUAACAGAAACUGUUACACAUCAAGCUACUAAAGUUCAGGAAAAUUUGACUAUGAAUGAAUCCACUAUUACAGAAUCUACAAUUGACAGCUCAGUUACUGCUACUGCAGGCGUCCUUGUUUCAGAAACAUCAACGGUACCUUCUCCGAUGGACAUAAAUGUUCAGCCUCGCCCUAUAGAUGGAGAUGUAGAUGGAAAUAAAGAUGAAGAUGAAGAGGACGAAGAGGAAGAUGGAGCAGAGGAUGAUUAUGAAAAUGGUAGUGAAGGAGAUGAUGAAAAUAGUGAUGAGAGAGAUAUUAUUGAACCAGAAAUAUCUAACAAACCUUCAAAUGUCGGAAACACGUCUGAAUCCCAGGUAACCACUUCUGGAUUGCCAAUCGGCCAAAAUUCAUCUGACCAAACUAUCAUUUCACCUGGAACCAGUUCGAUAUUGAUGAUAAUCAACCCACUGUCACCAAAUGGAGUAACGAAGAUAACAAUCCAGAACUCACCGAUGAAGGGAAGCACAAAAUACUAUGAGAGGCCAAUUUCCAUUCAUUUUGGAGGCAGUUCCUCGAAAUUUGUCAUGGUCAACCAACCAGCAAAGAGACCUAUUUACAGUCAGUAUGGAAAAAGUACUAACACAAUUCCGUUUGCUAGUCCACAAUCUAGACCUUACAUGAAUCAACUCGGGGGACAAAGUUCGAUUCAAAUUCCAUAUGCUUAUCAACAACCAGUAAGACCUAUGUAUAUGUGCCUUGGGCAAAGUUACACACUGACUAGAUAUCCUCCCAAUCAACAAUCAGGAAGACCUAUCCAGAACUUGCCCGGAAAAAGUUCUUCCGCCAUUCUAUAUGGCAAUCCACGACCAAGACCUAUCCAAAACAUGCCCGGAAAGAGUUCUUCAGCCAUUCUAUAUGUCAAUCCACAAUCAAGGCCAAUCCAAAACAUGCCCGCAAAGAGUUCUUUUCCCAUUCAAUAUGCCAAUCCACAAUCAGGGAGACCUAUUCUCAUCAGGCCCGGACUAACGCCUACGAAUGUGCAACAUAUCAUCAAACAAUCAGGAAAAAGUUCUCCAACCAUUCAAUAUGCAGGAAGACCUAUCCGUCCUAUCCAAUCAGGAAAGAAUUCUCCAACCAUUCAAUAUGCCAAUCUACAAUCAGGGAGACCUAUCCUUCCUAUCCAAUCAGGAAAAAGUUCUCCAACCAUUCAAUAUGCAGGGAGACCUAUCCGUCCUAUUCAUUCAGGGAAAAGUUCUCCAACCAUUCAAUAUGCCAAACCACAAUCAGAGAGACCUAUCCUCAUUCGGCCAGGACUAACGCCUACGAAUACUCAAUCCACUCCCCAACAAUCUGGUGUGCCUUGUAUAAUUCAGCCUGGACCAUAUUCCAAAACUAUUCCCUAUGCCAAUCCACAAUUAGGAGUACCUGUCAAUAUGCGGCCUGGCUUGCAAUAUAACAAACAGAAACCAGGAGUGCCUUGUAUCAUUCAGUCUGGACCAGCUUUUGGAACUAAUCCAUAUGCCAACCUACCGUCAAGGGUACCAAAUAUUUACAAACAGCCUACUAAUGUACAAGGAUUUUAACGGAAAGCUCAUUUAAAAUAAGCUCCAAGAAUAAUAAAUGGGAUAGAAUAUGUCAUUGGAAUAUAAUUCAUAAGGCUACGUUCAGCGGCAGGUCGGACCAUGGUCAAUUCGUCUCAAUUCGUUCAGACCGUAGUCAGACUAUGGAUCAGACCGUGGUCCACGUAGUCUCAUUUAAAAUGAGGCCAAGCAUGGUCUAAAUCGUUCAGUCCAUUGUUUCCAUCAGUAAACGUCAGUUAUAUUUGACAUGAAUUAAUGACAUGCAAAUGCAUACGAAUUUGAAAGAAUAUCUUCGCGGGUGAGAUAACAUGAUGGCCAACAAGUUCAACAGAUAUUGCUUUAUGCCGCAGUGUAAACAGUAUGAAGUUAUGAAGAUACAAAAUGUAUCGAUACAGGUAAAUACAACAGGUUCUCCAAUCCUUGUCUUCAUUGGUGAAAGCUAUAGUUGUAUGUCCUGUUCACCAUCCACCAUCGGCCAAUAUCUUUUUUCGAUAUAUUUGAGAUUUCAACAAGCACCAUCGUUGAAAAAUCAGUCUGACCAUUUGAAUUUCGAAAUACAAAUAAAAUCAAAUGGGAGUUCUAAUGACAACUUUGACAGAUACUAAAACAAAUGCAUAGACCUUGCAUGGACCGAUGUCGUUCAGAACUCCUAUGCUUGUUGUGGUCCGACUACGGUGGUCCAGACCUGACGCUGAACGUAGCCAUGUCAGUACAUUAUACAGGGUGUCCCUGAAUCUUCUUCACAGAAACUUACCACAUAUUCCUCAGAUAAAAACAAUUCGAUACUAGCAAAGUUACCUCAGUGCAAAGGUGCUUAGUUUGAACGCUGGACGGCUAGUAAGUUACAAUUUUUAGAUCGUUUUUGCUUCAUAACUUUGAAACACCUCAUGACAUUCCACACAAAUCUGGUACGUUAGCAUAGCUUCAUCGGACAAUAGAACCCAUAUCAUGAUAAUUAUAAAUAUCAUCCCAUGAGCGUAGAGCUUGAUUUAUUCAGUAAAUAAUCAUCUGAAACUUCUAUCCCAAUGGAAAGAGAGGGGUUCCAAUUUGAAUUUUGGAUUGCGUAACUUGCUUACUACAAAAAACUAUCCCUGAUAAAAUUCAAUUACUCUCAUGGUUUCGACAAAAUUCGAAUUUUAGUAAUUUUAAGCACCAGUUGAAAUUGAAACGGUAUACAGAUAUGUCAUGAAAAUUGUCUGGGAGCUAAAAGGCAAAGCUCAUAGCACAUUCAAUUUUUUUUGUCGUAUAAAUCUUUGUAUAAGUCAGAAUGAUAGUGAAAUAUUUUCGAGAAAUAUAUGUUAAUCGUUUCAGUGUAAACUGAUGCUUUGAAUUUCUGAGGUCAAAUUCGGUCGAAAUCAUAAGACCAAUCGAAUCAAGAACACCUUUUUGUAGUAAACAAGUUACGCAAUACAAAUUCCAUAUUCAAACCUCUUUCUUCCCAUUGGCGUAGAAGUUUCAAAUGUUUAUUUACUGUAGAAUUCAAGUUCUACGCCCAUGGACUGAUAUUUAUCAUUAUCAUGAUCACGGUUUAUAGAAUAUGGUGUAAUCCCAAAACGCAAUAAUGGCAUAUUAGUUCUCAGUUAUCCACAAGAUGCUGACACUUUUUACAGAUUUCUCUCAUGACAGAAAACAGAAAACCGCGCUUACACACCGCUCGCACCAGAAAUAAUAUUAUCAUAACAUUCAUAACAUAACCUCAAUUUCAAUUUCAGUCAAGAUUCCGCCAUCUAACGGGUAAAAUGCGACCUAAUAUAUUCCGCAAUAUUGAAAAGAAUCCUUCUGUCAAGUAGGUCGUAGGUCAAGAACUUUGACCGAAAAACUGUAGAUGUGAUUUGAUAGGAGUUUCUACACCAUAUUCUGUUCAUCCUGAUCAUGAUAUGGGUUUUAUUGCUCAAUGUAACUAUGCCAACGUACCAAAUUUGAGUGACAUUCUUUGAGCCGUUUCAAAGUUAUGAAGCAAAAUCGAUUUGAAAAUUGUAACUUCAGAGCCAUCAAGUGUCCAAACUAAGCAACUUCGUACUGAGGUGAAUUUACUUGAAUCGAAUUGUUUUGGUCUGAGGAAUAUGUGGAAAGUUUUUGUAAAUACUUCUAGGGACACCAUAUAAGUCUAUAUAGUGUGUAAAUAAAGUUAUCAUAAGAUUAA